AUGGACUUUAAGUCCAUUUCCACCACCGCCACCGCCACCGCCGCUGCUACUAUCAAUACUCCUGAUACAGACACUGAGCUCCUCCCCACUUCAGACCCCAAAUCUAGCGCCUUCAGAUCCUUAUCCUACAACAACGGCCCACUACUCAAGCCCCACCACCACCACCACCCACUUCCUCCGCCGCAGAAGGCGGUUAGCUACAAAGAAUGUUUGAAGAACCACGCGGCCAGCCUCGGCGGCCACGCCCUCGACGGCUGCGGUGAGUUUUUCCCCAGCCCCAUUUCCAACCCCUCCGACCCCACCUCGCUAAAAUGCGCCGCCUGCGGCUGCCACCGCAACUUCCACCGCCGCGACGCGCCUGAUGAGCCACGCGCGCCCACGCGCCACCACCGCCUCCUUCUUCCUCCGCCGGCAGCUCAGCACAGCAUGAGCCCCAGCCCGAGCCGGAGCACGAGCCCAGGGCCGAGCACCACCUUGAGCCCGCACUCUCCCCCGCCGGUCUCGCACGUGCCGCCGUCCUUCUUCGGGACCCCGACCCAGAUGCUCCUCGCCCUCAGCUCCGCCGCGUACACCACCGCCGCGCCACCGUCGGAUGAGAAGCUUCGCAAUCCGACGGCUGGGAAUAUUGGGAGGAAGAGAUCGAGGACCAAGUUCAGCCAGGAGCAGAAGGACAAGAUGUUCUGUUUUGCUGAGAAACUAGGUUGGAGAAUGCAGAGGAGCGAAGACAAGGUCGUCGAGGAUUUCUGCGACGAGAUUGGGAUUGGUCGGAAUGUCUUUAAGGUUUGGAUGCACAACAACAAGCACCACAUGGUCAAGAGGAAGCAGAUGUUGUUGUCUUCGGCCGGGUUGAUCAAUGACGGCGGUGACGCCGGUGGAGGAGCUAGCUUUGAUUCCAAUGCGGAGGAGAACAACAACAACAACAACAAUGACAAUGUGAAUGUCAUUAUCAACUCCCCCAAUGAAAGUAGCAGAGAGGAUCAUCAUCACCACCAGAGGUUCUAUCUUUCCAACAAUGGGUCUUCUUCUUCGUCUUGA
This is a messenger RNA of Fragaria vesca subsp. vesca, 1035 nucleotides long. RefSeq names its product transcription factor HB29-like. The coding region runs from base 1 to 1035 and encodes 344 amino acids. The record is from RefSeq and is a predicted model, not a curated record. Gene Ontology annotation, cellular component: nucleus. NCBI's taxonomy places the organism in Eukaryota, Viridiplantae, Streptophyta, Magnoliopsida, Rosales, Rosaceae. The transcript has a single exon. Gene Ontology annotation, biological process: regulation of DNA-templated transcription; regulation of developmental process. Gene Ontology annotation, molecular function: DNA-binding transcription factor activity; transcription cis-regulatory region binding.